CAGACAGGUGGGAGGGAGGACAGACAGGUGGGAGGACAGGAAUUUUGUUUCACUAAAUUAACUAACGAAUGUGAAAUGUGUGUAAAACUCUAGUGAAAAAUUGUAAGCUCUAGAGAGAUGACUCGGUUAUCAGUAAAAUAAUUGAUAUAUUGGUUGAUCGGUUAAUGCGUCGUUUGGUUUAUUUAUAAAAUGCAAAGUUAAUUGAUUGAUCGAUUUGUCGAGCCAUUGAUUUAUUGAAUGAUUGACUGAUUGAUUUAUAAAUUACUGUAAUACUGAUUGAUUGAUUGGUCUGUUAAAUGAUUAGGUGAUUGAUUGAUUGAUUGAUUGGUCUGUUAAAUGAUUAGGUGAUUGAUUGAUUGAUUGAUUGAUUGAUUGAUUGGUCCGUUAAAUGAUUAGGUGAUUGAUUGAUUGAUUGAUUGAUUGGUUUGUCUGUUUUCUCUCAGGCAUAAUGAACAGCUCUGAUAAUCAGCCUCUCCUGGACAUGGUGAAGGCAUGUGUGCACUCUGUGAUGUUCGUGGCUGUAGGCGUGUUCACGUACGUGAUCGCGGUGACGGUACGCGGCUCUCCGCAUCUUCGCCGUAACGCUCACUACCUCCUGCUGCUGCAGCACUGCAUCUGCCUGACGGGCUUCAACGCCAUGGGCGGAGUGUUACACGGCCUGCGCGCCCUGCGUCUCCCCAUCACCCGCCUCGCCUGCUGGAUCCUGUUCGACCUGCAGGUCGUGAUGGCACGCGGCCUCAUCUUCACCCUCACCCUCAUGUGCAUGUGCACGUGCCUCUCCGUGCGCUGCCCGCUGCGAUACGAAGCGCUGGUGUGCACCUUGUACCGCUGGGUGAUAUUCGUGAUGUGGACACUGGCUCUGAUCAAUCCGGUGGUGUUUACGGCGUUGGCGUGCGCGCAGCACCCGUGGCGUUACGUGAUCUCUCCGGACGUGGAGUGCUCCACGGUUCUGGAGGGUAAAGCGUGCAUCAUCAGCGCGCUCCUGCUCCUCUUCCUCAUGGUGCUGCUUAUUUUCAGCAGUUACAUCCUCAUCUAUCUGGAGGGUCACCAAGCUGGUCACUUCUCUCAGUCCAACAGUAAAGGACGACGCACCAUCCUCAUCCACAUGCUGCAGAUCAGCCUGCACAUCUUCCCCUCCUUCAUCAUUAUCUCCCGCGUGCACCAGGUGCUCGUCAUUGCGGUCAUCACGUUCCUGAUCUUCAGCAUCUCGCAGUUUCUCAGUCCGGUGGUCUACGGCCUGCGAUGCAAGCAGCUCAACAAGGAACUCCCGCGAUUCUUCCCUCGCUGCUUUAACAAACGCGUGGCCCUGGAGCCUGGAGCGAGCGUGGAACAUCGUGGGAGUACCGGGACAGUCACCAGCACCUCAGGAGGACUGAGCAGCACCAGAACCAGCCACAGCACGGGUACCGUUACUGUCCACAUGUCUGACGGCGAGUGGGACGACGAGAACAAACGCCACAUCGGCAACCAUGAGGAAAGUACAGAGUGA
This is a messenger RNA of Ictalurus furcatus (blue catfish), 1489 nucleotides long. Its product is annotated as probable G-protein coupled receptor 148. Lineage: Eukaryota; Metazoa; Chordata; Actinopteri; Siluriformes; Ictaluridae. Bases 449 to 1489 code for a protein of 346 amino acids. The transcript has a single exon. The record is from RefSeq and is a predicted model, not a curated record.